Molecule: messenger RNA, 859 nt
Organism: Cornus florida
Lineage: Eukaryota; Viridiplantae; Streptophyta; Magnoliopsida; Cornales; Cornaceae
Product: GDSL esterase/lipase At3g26430-like
Exons: 2
Coding region: 81-377 (98 amino acids)
Source: RefSeq, a predicted model, not a curated record
UCAAACACUACAUAAACCAGACUUUUCAUCUCUAGCUUUCUAACAAAACACCUUCCUUCCUCUCUGUUCUCUUCCACCACAUGGAGUGUCCAACAAUGACCAUGUCUGCUUUUUCUCUCUCUUGUUUUUGCGUCUUUCUUCUGUGCUAUGCCACUGUCCUGAACCCUGUUUCUGCUAUCCAAAGUUGUGAUUUUCCGGCAAUUUUUUACUUCGGCGACUCAAAUUCCGACACCGGUGGAUUGGCUGCAGCCUUCGGUGGAUUGGCUGCAGCCUUCGAUGGAGAAACCUUCUUUCGCAUGCCGGCAGGGAGACUCUCAGAUGGACGGCUCAUUAUCGAUUUCAUCGAGCCGUUUGCGGCAAAGCGAAGAGCGCGUUGAGAUCUACGAUUUGAUCGGAGCAAAAGUGGUUUUAGUGCAAUCUAGGGAUUUCGAAUUUAGGACCCAUUUUGAGGAUUUUUCUACAAAAUUGAGGUAGGGAUUUCUAAUUCACAUUUUCUUGGAUUUUAGUGAAUUACCUUUCAUUAAUCGUUGUAAAGCAUGCCUAAAUUAUGUGGAUUCUUGUAAAGAUGACUUAAUUGUUAUAUAUGUAAUAUGUGGUUAUGUGCUAAUUGUUAUUUAAGGAGAAUACAUGCUUAAAUGAUGUAUAUGAGAAAUGUGAUUUUGUGUUAGUUGAUGUUUUGUGUGUAAGCAUGUCUGUGUGGAAUAUAAUUUAUGCCUUGUAUGUUUAUUAUGUUAAAUUAAUGUUGAAUGAAAGCAUGAAUUACGCAUUUUGAAAUUUAUUAUGGAGAGCAUAUAUGAAAUUCAAUAGUUGAAUUGUGUUUAGAAGCAUGAAGCAUUCAUGCAUCCAUUGGGAAAGAAAG